CGGGCGCGCUGGAGAAGCCGCAGGCCCUCGCCCCGCCGCGCCCCGCCGGCGGCUUUUCCUCCGCUCUGCCGACGCGCUCGCGGGCCCUGUCCCUGAGCCCGGCUCGAAAGCUGCCCUGCGAGCAUCCCGUGGCUUCCCCCGGGCGUCGUCGGCGCCGACGGCGGCUCAUCGUCGUCCAUAGGCAGCGAAGUCCGGUCCGCAAGGCUCGGUGUUUGCUUCUGGGGGUCUUUCCCCGCGCGUCCUCCAGGAAGAGGACGACGCCAGCGCUGCCAUUUUCCAGCGCCAGGAUGCCCUGCCCUUCGGCCAUCCUGAGCUUGGCAUCUGCUAGGGGCAGACUCACACUCUGUUUGGCUCUGGAGCCGUCAGUCUUGACUCAGUGCACUUCACGGACUGGCCUCUUCUCAGUCCCCAAAGCGAAGCAGUUCCGCCUGAGAGCCCUUGAAGACAGUAGUCCAGAUAGAGCCAAGGAAGAGAAAGACCUGGCCUCCCUGGGCGACAGUGGGAAGGGGUUUACAAUUCAGGGAAAGGGGAACGCUGUUCCCGAAAGGCGGGAGGACCCGAGAAGGCGUUCUGACGGCAAUGAGAGCAGCCAGUCUGCAUUUAGGCGCCUGGUGGUCAACGGAGUGCUCUCUUCCUUCCUGCCCAGGCCUGGGCCUCUCAAGAGGGAUUUCUGUUACCAGAGCUCAGUGCGUAGUCUGAUGACAAAAUCUCAGAGCUGCUUCCUGAGCUCAUGCAGCAAGCGCAAUGCCAUCACCAGUUCCUACAGUUCCACCCAGGGUUUCCCACUGCAGCCCAGGAGAAAUGGUACAGGCCCUGCUGGGCGCCCCUCCCCAGGCUCAUCUCACUUUCUGGUGCCUGCAAAGAAAGCCACUGAGGAAGUCCAUCAGGCUAGCACUUCUGCCUCAGUGGUACCACAAAGGAAAAGCCAGCAUGAAAAGGUCACAGAUGCUCAAUCAAGCCACCAACAAAACCUGAAGGGUUGCUCGAACCCAUCUGAUCUUUCAAGGCCCCCCAAACGAAAGAUUCUUCUGCUGUCCUGUAGAAGAAAGGACCCAGUGAUCCUGCCUCCACCUCCUCAGCUCGCCUAUCAGGUGACAGCUGAAGAGAUUGACUUAGAGAAGAGAGCUGCCAUCCAGUGGAUCAAUAAGGUCUUGAAGGAUGAUAGAGCUAAGACCCCAAGCAAUUAAAUGACUUCAGAAUAGCCACAUGAAUCAUCUGAAUAGGAGCUGACCUACAAACCUGGGUGCCUAGCCUAUGCUCUGUCCAUGUAGUGCAAGAUCACAUUUCAUGUAGGGUCAUUUUGAUACUUAAAUGAGACAAUCAUCUAAAGUGUUAAUAAACUGUAAUGUCUGAUUUAUACUGAAA
Molecule: messenger RNA, 1365 nt
Organism: Chinchilla lanigera (long-tailed chinchilla)
Lineage: Eukaryota; Metazoa; Chordata; Mammalia; Rodentia; Chinchillidae
Product: nuclear envelope pore membrane protein POM 121-like
Source: RefSeq, a predicted model, not a curated record